AUGGACAAGGCCCAUCUUUCGAGCACUAAUGACAUCAUAAUGACGAGCUCAACAGGCCCCUACCAGCAGGAACCCCUGACACCACCCAGACCCGCCCAUCUCCACUCCUCAUCCUCCUCCUUAUCCUCUCCCUCGCCGUCCUCUUCUUCCUCACCCCUCAAGCCAAACCAGGUUGGCCAGGUCAUCCUAUACGGCGUUCCCAUUGUAUCGCUGGUCAUUGAUCACAAUGAGAGACUUUGCCUGGCACAGAUUUCCAACACACUCCUCAAGAACUACAGUUACAAUGAGAUUCAUAAUCGUCGCGUGGCGCUUGGCAUCACCUGCGUCCAGUGCACUCCGGUUCAGUUGGAGAUUCUUCGUCGGGCCGGCGCCAUGCCCAUCUCGUCACGCCGUUGUGGCAUGAUCACAAAGCGUGAGGCCGAACGCCUCUGCAAGUCCUUCCUGGGAGAGAACGCACCACCAAAACUGCCCGACAACUUUGCCUUUGACGUGACACAUGAGUGCGCCUGGGGUUCCCGUGGUAACUUCAUCCCGGCACGCUACAACAGCUCCAGGGCCAAAUGCAUCAAGUGCUCCUUGUGCAACAUGUACUUCUCCCCAAAUAAAUUCAUUUUCCAUUCUCACCGCACACCAGAUGCCAAGUACACCCAACCUGACGCUGCCAACUUUAACUCCUGGCGACGUCACCUCAAACUCUCUGACAAACACCCAGCUGAUGAGUUAGUCUUCGCAUGGGAAGACGUCAAAGCUAUGUUCAAUGGAGGCAGCAGGAAGAGAGCGCUGCCCUCUUCAUCCCAUUGUUCCUCCAUGAGUUCUAUGAAGAAUCUCUCAGGUUCGGUUCACAUGAUGGGCCCUGACUUGGGUGCUCAAAAAAGAGCCCGCUUUGAAGACGACGAUGAUCUAGAUGGGGGCAGUCUGUCUCCCCGUAAGACACAACGUAGCUACCCUGUCAUCCCUGUCCCAAGUAAAGGUUUUGGCAUGCUGCAGAAGUUCCCUCCAACGUCGCUCUUCCCCUCGCCGUAUCCCUUCCCAGCAUUUGGCCUAUGCCAGCAGAAAAAAGAUGACAGUGAUGUUUCAGGUGGGCAGAAAGGAGCUGGGUUAUCGGGUCUGUUAUGGCCUGGCCGCAAAGACACUUUUUAUCCUCCUUUCUGUAUGUUUUGGCCACCAAGAGCCGCGGGAGGAAUCCCUGUCCCCACCUACCUCCAGCCUCAGCCCAGCGCCCUCUCCUCCCUGGCAGACAACCCCUCUCUCAGACAGGCCUUUUUGGAUCUCUCAGACCCCAGUGAGCCCGGAACUGUAGCUGGCAACGGAAAUAGUGUCAGUGCAACCAUGGCCCCCGGCAGCGGUACUACAGCAGCCAGAUCCGGGCUCUUUGACCCAGAGUGCACAACAGUAACGCCUGACCUUCGCCCUGUGACGUCAGAGGGCUGGCUCAAACUCCUCGACACCCCAGCCCUCCAAACCAGGAAGCCGAGCUACGGCUCUGCCUUCCGACCCGUCAUUAAGGACACGGAGAGCAUCGCCAAGCUCCAUAGCAACGGUGGAGUCGCCACUGGGGCAACAGAUGAGGACUUUGGGGUCGUAGUCGCCAGAUCAGAUCGCCACCAGCGGCUAUCGCCCAGCAGCAGCUGUAGUUACGGAAGUGAAAGUGGAGGCGAUGGAGAAGUGGAGGGAGUGGAGAGUGAGGAGGAGGGGGAAGUGGACGUGGAGUCGUCAAAGCAGGAAGACGAGGAAGAGGAAGGGAGCUUCACAAGCAGGCCGCCACAGACUCAAACCAACCUGUUCCUCCCUGCGUUGAGCGACAGUCAUGGAGAGGAGAGGGGGAAGGAGAGAGGGAGUGGCGCGGUGUACACCAGCACCUCCCCUCCCUCCUCCUCGGACCCCAUCCUGCAGGAGUCCUCCAGCCUGCCUGCCUCCCCUACUGCUAGCCUGCCUCUCUCCGGCUCCACCCCGCCUCACCGAGAGGACCCAGCUUACAAAAACGUUCACAAAAAUAGAGACGAAGGACUACCUGUGUACGCAACCAAAGACAACUCCAGCAUUUCUGAUGAAAACAAAGAGCAGAAUAGUUUUUUUGUACCAGAGAGUGAGACCUCAGCGCCCGACUACUGGAGGGAAAGCUCAGGUGAUCAAAGCCAAGGUGCUACCUCUCCUGUGCCGCUAAAGAAGGACGUCGAGAACAUGGAGAAAGAGGAGCUCCAGAAGGUUCUGCUGGAGCAGAUCGACUUCAGGAGGAGACUGGAGCAAGAGUUUCACGCUCUGAAGGGCACCUCGCCAUUUCCUGUCUUCCAUAAUUUCCAAGACCAGAUGAAACGAGAGCUCGCCUACAGAGAAGAGAUGGUCCAACAGUUACAGAUGAUUCCCUACGCAAACAUCAUCAGAAAAGAAAAGAUCAGCUCCCAUCUCAACAAAUAGCUAAAAGAGUCAACAAAAGCCCAUGUGAGAGGAAGAAGCUGCC
Molecule: messenger RNA, 2458 nt
Organism: Cottoperca gobio
Lineage: Eukaryota; Metazoa; Chordata; Actinopteri; Perciformes; Bovichtidae
Gene: skor2
Product: SKI family transcriptional corepressor 2
Exons: 8
Coding region: 1-2415 (804 amino acids)
Biological process (GO): negative regulation of transcription by RNA polymerase II; negative regulation of BMP signaling pathway
Cellular component (GO): transcription regulator complex; cytoplasm; nucleus
Molecular function (GO): RNA polymerase II cis-regulatory region sequence-specific DNA binding; DNA-binding transcription factor activity, RNA polymerase II-specific; SMAD binding
Source: RefSeq, a predicted model, not a curated record